UGGUGGGGCUUCCGGCGGGCCGAAGUGCGCGCGGGGAGGGAGCGUCCCGGCCUUCGCUAGAAGCUUCCUUCUGCUUCCCGAGCGAAGUACUGUGGUCCCCUGGCUCUCGGCCGCGGCUCAGCGCGACCUCCGAAGGCUUCUUUUCCCGCUCACGCAUGGGCUUCCUCCUGCUUUGUUAGAGCGCUUACCGUGCCCGCCCGGUGGAUGGACUAAAGGGGAACUAAUUGGAUUGGGAUUUAAAGCAUUGUUGAAGGAAGCACAGAAUGGCAUAUAGAAGAGAUGAUAUGUGGUCUGAGCGGUAUGAAUAUGAAAGACUACCACGAGAAAGACUUCCUCCGCGUCCUGAUGAUAUGCAGUAUACAUUUGGCAGCAUAAGACUCCAGGAUGACUACCAUCGAGUAGUCAGCUUUGCACCCAAGAAACCACCACUUCCAGAAAGACCUGGGGAAGGAGGCUACAGCAGAUAUGAAUAUAGUCAUGCUCAUGUUGGCUACAGAGACUAUGGUGAAGGUCGAGGUUUUGCCCAUGAAAGAAGAAGUGGACUGCCACAUAGAAUUGAUGAUCCAGGAUAUAGAUGGUCAAGGGAAGAUCAUCCUGAUAGUCGGCCGCCUGAUUACAGGGAUAUCAGAGAUGGCAUGCGGCGGAAACCUAUAUAUCCUCAUUAUACAAGAGAUCGCUCCCCGCAUAAAAGGGAUUCCCCUUACUUCAGAGAAUCACCAGUUGGCAGGAGGGAAUCUCCUCACAGCAGAUCUGGCUCCAGUGUCAGCAGCAGAAGUUAUUCGCCUGAUAGAAGCAAAGCCUAUGCCUUCCAUCAGUCCCAGCAUAGCAGAAGUAUGUCAUCUUUACAUAAAAGAAAUAUUUCCCAACAAGAGAGAUCCUCAACUCAGACUUUGAAGACUUCAAGAGAUGUAUCUCCUUCAGGAGCUACAGCAGUGCCACCGGCAAAGACCUUAGACAAAAGUAGCCGGUUAUCAGAAAAGGAGCUUGCAGAGGCUGCAAGCCGAUGGGCAGCUGAAAAAGCAGAGAAAGCAGAGGCAAGCAGUGUACCUGAAAUUUCAGAGUAUGAUGCCACAUCUUCAGACCCAUUAUAUAUGGAACCCCAUGAAGAAACAGGUGCCAAUGUAACAGAUAACAAUGAAUUAUUUGAAGAUAACCAUCAUGUUAGUCGCUCAAAGGCAAUUGCUGCAAAAACGAAGGAAAUUGAACAAGUCUACCGACAGGAUUGUGAAACCUUUGGCGCUGUAGUGAAGAUGCUGAUUGAAAAAGACCCUGCAUUAGAAAAGCCCAUCCAAUUUUCUUUGAGACAAAAUUUGCACGAGAUUGGUGAGAGAUGUAUUGAAGAACUUAAACAUUUCAUUGCAGAAUAUGAUUCUGCGAGUCAAGAAUUUGAAGAACCUUAAGAUAAGGUUAUUCAUAUAUAAAUGCUACCUGGUUCAUGGAUGCUAGUGAUUUUCUUCUAAACUGGUUCAUCUUGCAUUUGAUCUCUUUAUAAAAUUGAAUAAUUGCAAAACAUACAAUAUCAUUAGUUACUUAGUUGAAUUACUGAGGAAAGCAAAAUCUUGAGGCAUUCUUACAAUAAUUUUUGAAUCUCAGUGCAGAUUUCUACAUUUCACUGAGUUCAGAUUGGAAAAUAUUGUAUUCAAUAUUUGGUUGUAUUCAAUAGUUGGGUUCACAUCACACAUAUUUUGUAAAUGCUUAACAAAAUGAGGUGCUCCAAUUAUUGAAACAGGUUGCUAUUUGACUAUGACUGACCAUUUUGUAAUUUUAUUGAUAUUGAUGAAUGUACAUAAAAUAGUAAUGUGCAAUUGUAUUUAUGUACAUUUUAUGUAUGUGUUGCCUUUAAUUAGAGUAGCUAUAUAAAUUUCAUUGGAAACAAUUGUUCCAUUGAUUAAUUAAUUGUUCCAUUAAGCUAGUUGUUUAGCUUAGUGGUUUUGUAAGUUGAAAUAACCUGUGUAAUUAAAAUCCUUCAGAGUUAGUAUCA
Python bivittatus (Burmese python) is the source of this 1981-nucleotide messenger RNA. RefSeq names its product periphilin 1 (gene PPHLN1). Gene Ontology annotation, biological process: negative regulation of DNA-templated transcription; negative regulation of gene expression, epigenetic; protein localization to heterochromatin. Lineage: Eukaryota; Metazoa; Chordata; Lepidosauria; Squamata; Pythonidae. Gene Ontology annotation, cellular component: nucleoplasm. The record is from RefSeq and is a predicted model, not a curated record.